Molecule: messenger RNA, 1572 nt
Organism: Westerdykella ornata
Lineage: Eukaryota; Fungi; Ascomycota; Dothideomycetes; Pleosporales; Sporormiaceae
Product: RNA-binding domain-containing protein
Exons: 6
Coding region: 1-1572 (523 amino acids)
Molecular function (GO): RNA binding
Source: RefSeq, a predicted model, not a curated record
AUGUCCCUGGGGGAUUUCUUGGUCGAUCAAUCUCUCGGCUCCUGGGCUGAUGAGAUGGAAGACAUGCCCGUAGGCAGCGGACCAGCCGCCAGCUCCGCUUAUGGCUCGGACAGGCGUGGUUUCGGCUCUGGAGGAGGUUUCAACUCUGACCGUGGAUACGAGCGCAACGAUCGCGGCUUCGCUAUCCAGCCCCGUGAGGAGCUCCCUCUUCCCACAAGGCCUCCCUAUACAGCCCAUCUCGGAAACUUGUCUUUCGAUGCCACUGAAGGCGAUGUGACGGACUUCUUCACUGGCUGCGAAGUCACCAGUGUCCGCAUUGUGGAGGACAAGCUCGAGAGGAAGCCGAAAGGCUUCGGCUACGUCGAGUUCGCCUCCCUCGACGGCCUGAAGAAGGCUCUGGCUCUCUCGGGCACGCAGUUCCAGGGUAGAAAUAUCCGGAUCAGCGUCGCUGAGCCGCCGAAAGAUCGUCCGGAACAAAAGGACAUGUCGGACUGGACUCGAAAGGGUCCUCUCCCUGACCUUCCAGGACGCCGUACUUCCGAGAACCGUAGCGGUGGCUAUCGCGGUGGUUUUGAGGACCGAUCUGAUAUGGGCAGCGAGGCUGGAGGACGAAGACGCGGAGGCUUCGAAAAUGAUGGAAAGGUUCGCGACUUUGGUAACUGGGAGCGGAAAGGGCCUCUUUCGCCGGUUGCUGGCGCUGGACCCUUUCGUGAAGGCCGCCAGCGAACCCAUGAAGGGCCGUUCGUUGAGCGCAGGAGAUCGCCCGCUUGGGGAGAGGGCCGGUCUCAGGAUGGUUCUCGCCCUCCGCGCCGUGAAUUUCAGGAGCGUCCUGAACGUCAGCCCACAGCCGCCGAACUUGAUAAUCAGUGGCGGGCGAGGAUGCGGCCUGAAGUACCUGCUAAAUCCCCCUCUGGCACUCCAGAGACCAGCGUUCCGUCGUCCCCUGUCCCACAGCCCGCAGCCCCGGCUACCCGUCCCAAGCUGAAUCUUGCAAAGCGGACCGUCUCGGAAUCCGAUCCUGCUCCUGUCUCCUCCUCUUCCGACUCCAAGUCGAAUCCCUUUGGCGCUGCCCGCCCUAUCGACACUGCUGCACGCGAGCGUGAGGUUGAGGAGAAGAGACAAGCGCUUCUUCGGGCAAAGAGAGAAGCGGAAGAGAAAGCUCGCGAGGAAAAGAAGGCCAAAGAGCUUGCUGAGAAAGCUGCGGCAAAGGAGAAGUCGGCUGUACCGGCGACCCCAACUACCGAGAAAUCAAAGGAGUCGAACACCGAAGAGAAGCCCGCCUCCCGUAACUACGAAAUCCUUCGCCGCGCAGGAGAUGAAGGAGCUGAGCCCACUGAAGGAGAUGCGCCAGUUGACGCCUCUGCCAACGGCAAUAUCGUCCAGGACAAGGCGGUUAAGCCCAAUGAAGUCGUUCGGGAACCUAGCAAGACCGAGGGUUCCUGGAGGCGGAAGUCCAAUGAUACCCCUGCUCCUGCUGGAUCGACAACUGAAAAUCUAGAGGAAGAGGGAUGGAGUACGGUCCCGGCCAAGAGCAACAAGUACAAGGGACGCGGCCGUGCGAUUGCUUCGUAA